This is a messenger RNA of Gaeumannomyces tritici R3-111a-1, 372 nucleotides long. RefSeq lists its product as hypothetical. The record is from RefSeq and is a predicted model, not a curated record. Lineage: Eukaryota; Fungi; Ascomycota; Sordariomycetes; Magnaporthales; Magnaporthaceae. The transcript has a single exon. The coding region runs from base 52 to 339 and encodes 95 amino acids.
GCCCUAUAUAUGUGACAACAAAGUGAGGAGAUCCCGGAUUGAUGCAAUAUCAUGGACGUGGCCCAGGACAAAGUCCUCGACACCAAGGAAAUCGCCUUUACCCGGCGCCUUAUCGUUCUGGAGGGGGUUGGCAUGUGGGGUUGCUGCCACAGCGAACAUCCUAUUCUGGUCAUGGAGCCUCUUGGCAUCUCCAACGCUGUGGCUCCAGCGACUUUGACCUUCCCGAUGCGAUAUGCAAUCCGCAUCAUGGGCUCUCGGCGUGCGGGAGGCGGCCCCGGAGACCAGCUCCUGCCAGCUUCCUUGUCCGCCCUCACCCCGGAGGCUGCAGUGGAACGCUGACGGCGUGGCUAUUAAUGAGGCCGGCCUUCGCAA